AUGCGCUUCGCUGCUCUCGUCUCCACCUUCGCGGCCCUGGCUGCUGCCUACACCACCCCCGACUACAACAAGGCACCCGAGGGUAACCCCAUCCGCUCCCCCGGCCUGAACGAGCAGGUUCCCGAGGGCCAGGCCUACACCAUCAAGUGGGAUCCCACUCUCGGCAAGACCAUCUCCCUGGUGCUCCUGCGUGGCCCCUCCAGCAAUGUCGUUCCCAAGGAGGUCAUUGCCGAGAGCAUCCCCAACUCUGGCUCCUUCGUGUGGACCCCCUCCACCAGCUUGGACCCCGAUGUCACCCACUACGGCAUGCUCAUCGUCGUCGAGGAUGCCGGUGCCAACCACGGUGCCUACCAGUGGUCCACCCAGUUUGGUCUCUCCGCGCCCGCCGGCUCGGACACCACCACCACCACCUCCUCCACCCCCGCCGCCACCACCACCACCACCACCCAGACAACCAGCCAGACUGCCGCGCCCUCCUCCACCCCCUCCCCCUCCAAGCACACUAUCGUGACCGUCAUCGACAAUGUCACCACCACCUACUGCCCCGAGGAUGAGGCCAGCUCCUCCGCUGCUGCCCAGUCCACCACGGUCAUCAGCUCGUGGGAGGUCACCACCACCAUCUGCCCCGAGGAGACCGCCACCGGCCCUGUCGCGCCCCCGACCACGACCCCCGUCGCCUCCACGCUUGCGCCCGGCUCCAGCACCCUGAAGAGCACCCCCUACGUCCAGUCCACCGCCACUGCCUCCCCCAGCGCCUCGGCCACCCCCGCCUUCAACGCCGCUGGCCGCAACGUCAUCUCCUUCGGUGCCGUCGUCGCCGGCCUCGUUGCCUUCAUGGCUCUGUAA
Molecule: messenger RNA, 846 nt
Organism: Penicillium canariense
Lineage: Eukaryota; Fungi; Ascomycota; Eurotiomycetes; Eurotiales; Aspergillaceae
Product: GPI anchored serine-threonine rich protein
Exons: 1
Coding region: 1-846 (281 amino acids)
Source: RefSeq, a predicted model, not a curated record